This is a messenger RNA of Fusarium fujikuroi IMI 58289, 1383 nucleotides long. Its product is annotated as related to immune-responsive protein 1. The coding region runs from base 1 to 1383 and encodes 460 amino acids. Lineage: Eukaryota; Fungi; Ascomycota; Sordariomycetes; Hypocreales; Nectriaceae. The transcript is spliced from 3 exons. The record is from RefSeq and is a predicted model, not a curated record. Gene Ontology annotation, molecular function: lyase activity.
AUGGCUACUCGACGCCUCGCCACCUGGUCUCACAACCUCCGGUACUCGGACCUUCCGGAAGAUGUGACCCGUGCAGCUAUUCGAAGCUUUUACAACUGGGUUGGUUGUACCAUAGCAGGUAGUCAGCACGAAGCUACAACGAUCGCCCACCAAACAAUGUCACCCUUCUUCGGCCCACCUACAGCAUCUCUCCUUGGAUAUCAGGGAUCUUCACGUUUAGAUGCUCAGCAUGCGGCGUUGAUCAAUGGCAUAGCAUCGCACGUCCAUGAUUACGACGACACGCACCUCGACACCAUUAUCCAUCCCACUGGACCUGUUGCGAGCGCUCUUCUUGCUGUUGCCGAGUGGAGAGGCGGUAUCUCAGGGAAGCAAUUCAUCACUGCUCUCGUGGCUGGUAUAGAAGCUGAAUGUAAGGCUGGACUUGCUGUCUGGCCGGAACACUACGAUGUUGGCUGGCACAUUACCUCUACCGUCGGUUCGAUCGGCGCGGCUGUUGCAGUCUCAAAGGUCUUAGAGCUAUCUCCAGCAAAGACUACUCAUGCAAUCGGUCUCGCAGCUACCCAAGUCACUGGCCUUCGAGAGAUGUUCGGUUCACACUGCAAAUCAUUCCACGUUGGGCGCGCUGCUCAAAACGGCCUUGUAGCUGCUGUCAUGGCUGAAGGGGGCUACUCUAGCAGUCAAGGUGCACUGGAGGCGAAACGUGGCUGGGCUGCAGUUGUCGGCGCCAAUAAGCCAAACGCGCUUCAAAGCCUAGAUCGUUGGCUCAGCACUGAGAAUGAGGACGGCUUAGCUCAUGAUAACACAGGCCGCUGGGAGAUUCUGAGGAAUAGUUUCAAACCCUUUCCGUGUGGAAUUGUCAUACACCCUGUCAUCGACGCUUGCACACAAAUACACGCGGAACUGACGAGAGAGGGACACACCCCAGCGCAGAUCGAGUCUGUCACGGCGCAAGUACACCCUCUUGUCCUGGAACUUACCGGGAAGAAAACUCCAAAGGAUGGCCUGGAGGCAAAGUUCAGCGUCUACCAUAGUGGUGCAUGCGGACUCCUCCUUGGCAGAGUCACGCCACUGGAGUACGAAGACAAUGUCGUACUCGAUCCUGCGGUCAUUACUAUUCGCGAUCGCAUUACGGCGAAUAUCGAUACUAGUAUUGCAGCAGACUCGGCAAGCGUCACUGUUGCGCUGAAAAGCGGAGAGGUAUUGACAAAGUUCGUCGACCAUGCUGUUGGCAGUCGCUCAAAUCCUCUGAGCGACGUGAAACUGCAGGAGAAGUUCAUUGAUGGAUGCAAGAGCGUUUCAAUACGUGACGCUGAAGCAGUGAGCCAACGGUGCUGGGCGCUGGAUGCUGUGGAUGAUAUCCGGGAACUUGUAAAGCAUCUGUAG